AUCAUUGUUUUCUUGGUUCAAUUUGGAAUUUACUUUCUCAUCAGGUAUUCUUAUGUUGAUAUCAAAACAAAACGAUGUGUUUUGAUUCAGCAUAAUACAAUAUGUUUUAUGGAAUAAAAGAUUAGGGAAUUAAAUAGAGGAUAAUGUAAUAGUACAAUGCCUUAAUUACAUUGGGACCUAAUUUGAAAAAAAAAACUUGCAAGUUGAGAGCCUGAUUAUGGUUUUUGUCAAAAAGAAAAUUUUAAAAAUACUUUAAAAUAAAAAAUAAUUAAAAAAAUUAAAAAGCAACCAAUAUUAUAUUUUUGAAAAAAAAUUAAAAUUAUAUUUUUAAUAUUUUUAUACAGUAAAAAAAAAAUUAUACCUUAAAUUUUUUAAUAAAAAAUAAAAAAAUAUAAAUAUUGUUGUUAUUUUUAUAUAUAUAUAUAUAAAAAAAAAAAAAGCAAUUCCCCGUUUCCUGGAUGUUUGAUCCCCUUCAGCUUUGGCCUCUAUUUUGUACUCUGAUUUUUCUUAUUCUGGUUUUUCAAUUUCCUCUUGAUAAAAAUGAAAGAAUAAAAAGGACUAACGCCUAACGCCCACACAAUGCAGGCCUCCAUCAAGCCCCAGACACACGGAAUCCAUUAAGGAAUCCAAACACAACGUUACAUUACCUAAUAACUUCCAAAACUAAUAAUAAUAGGAAGAAGAAAAGAGAAACCGAGAAAUACCCAGAAGAAGGUAAAGGAAAAUGGCGAGUGAAGGAGAGGUGGCAGUGUCAGUGAGGAACAAGCAACUGAUAUUCAAAGACUAUGUUAGUGGUUUUCCUAAAGAAACAGACAUGUUCUUAGCGACUUCCUCGAUUACCCUCAAAGUACCACAAGAAUGUAGCAAGGCUGUUUUGCCUAUAAAAUCACUGGGAGUAGCUAAAGUGGUGGAUUCUGCACAUCCUGAGUUUAAAGAAGGUGAGUUAGUAUGGGGAUCAAUCGGGUGGGAAGAGUACACUCUUAUAACAGCAACCGAGGGCCUCUUUAAAAUAGAGCAUACUGAUAUGCCACUUUCCUAUUACACUGGAUUGCUUGGUAUGCCUGGCAUGACUGCUUACUUUGGUUUCUAUGAUGUUUGUUUUCCUAACAAAGGAGAUCGUGUCUACAUUUCAGCUGCAUCAGGUGCAGUUGGUCAGCUUGUUGGUCAGUUUGCCAAGUUGUCGGGUUGCUAUGUUGUUGGAAGUGCUGGAAGUAAGGAGAAGGUUGAACUGUUGAAGAACAAGUUUGGUCUUGAUGAUGCUUUCAACUACAAAGAGGAGCCUGACUGGGAUGCAGCCUUGAAAAGGUAUUUCCCCGAAGGCAUCGACAUUUACUUUGAGAAUGUUGGGGGCAAAAUGCUUGAUGCUGUACUUCUAAACAUGAGAAUUCACGGUCGCAUAGCUGUUUGUGGAAUGAUCUCUCAGUACAAUCUCGAGAAGCCUGAAGGAGUGCAUAAUUUGAUGACUAUUGUCUAUAAGCGGGUCCUUAUCAAAGGAUUUGUUGUUACGGAUUACUUCAACCAGUAUUCCAAGUUCCUGGACUUCGUCUUGCCGCUAAUCAGAGAAGGGAAGAUAACUUACGUGGAAGAUAUAGCUGAAGGCCUGGAGAGUGCUCCUGCUGCUCUGGUAGGCCUUUUCAGUGGCCGCAAUGUCGGGAAACAAGUAGUAGCAGUUGCCCGUGAGUGAUUAUUUAGCCUUUUUAACUUGUCACCGUUUCCGAACCUUGUAUUUUCAUAAUCCUGUCCAGUAGUCCACACAGUUAAUGCAUAUCGCGGGUUUCAGGAACUCUAAUUCAGUUAGCUUUCCUUGUUAUGAAUUAUGAAUGCUCCAGGGUGUAGGAAUUAUAGUGAUUUUUCAAAUAAUCAUUUUAUGGCCUGUAAAUUGGAUGCUUCUUGAUAAUUAUUUCUAAUCUUUGUUUUAUA
Ricinus communis (castor bean) is the source of this 1920-nucleotide messenger RNA. Its product is annotated as NADP-dependent alkenal double bond reductase P2. Gene Ontology annotation, molecular function: 2-alkenal reductase [NAD(P)H] activity. Lineage: Eukaryota; Viridiplantae; Streptophyta; Magnoliopsida; Malpighiales; Euphorbiaceae. The coding region runs from base 725 to 1684 and encodes 319 amino acids. The transcript is spliced from 5 exons. The record is from RefSeq and is a predicted model, not a curated record.